This is a messenger RNA of Epinephelus moara (kelp grouper), 2214 nucleotides long. RefSeq names its product ATPase H+ transporting V1 subunit D (gene atp6v1d). Gene Ontology annotation, cellular component: proton-transporting V-type ATPase complex. Gene Ontology annotation, molecular function: proton-transporting ATPase activity, rotational mechanism. The record is from RefSeq and is a predicted model, not a curated record. The coding region runs from base 185 to 931 and encodes 248 amino acids. The transcript has 9 exons. Lineage: Eukaryota; Metazoa; Chordata; Actinopteri; Perciformes; Serranidae.
GGAGAGAGUCGGACAAGAUCACGACCAACAGCUCGAUCCAGGCUGCUAAUCCUGCACGAAAACAGCGGCUUUUCAUUAAUAUAUGCACAGUUUAACAGCACAGAAGCAAAGCUAAGGGUUUAGUGUUCAUUUCAGGAAUUGGAAGUUAACAGAAGACCGCGAUCGUCGACCAAAGCACGAGAAGAUGUCUGGAAAAGACAGGAUCGACAUAUUCCCCUCCAGAAUGGCUCAGACCAUCAUGAAGGCUCGGCUGAAAGGGGCUCAAACGGGCCGCAACCUGCUCAAGAAGAAAUCUGACGCCCUCUCCAUGCGCUUCCGUCAGAUCCUCCGCAAAAUUAUUGAAACUAAGACUAAGAUGGGAGAGGUGAUGAGAGAAGCGGCCUUCUCUUUGGCUGAGGCCAAAUUUACAGCUGGAGACUUCAGCACAACUGUAAUCCAGAAUGUCAACAAAGCCCAGGUGAAGGUCCGAGCCAAGAAAGACAACGUGGCAGGUGUCACCCUUCCAGUUUUCGAGCACUACCAAGAAGGCGGAGACAGUUAUGAGCUGACUGGUCUGGCCAGAGGAGGAGAGCAGCUCUCCAGGUUGAAGAGGAACUAUGCCAGAGCUGUGGAGCUGCUGGUGGAGCUGGCCUCCUUACAGACAUCUUUUGUCACUCUGGAUGAAGCCAUAAAGAUCACCAACCGCCGUGUUAACGCUAUUGAGCACGUGAUUAUUCCUCGCAUCGAUCGCACUCUUACCUACAUCAUCACAGAGCUGGACGAGAGAGAACGAGAGGAGUUCUACAGGCUGAAGAAGAUCCAAGAGAAGAAGAAGCAGCUCAGGGAAAGGACAGAACUGGAGAUCGCAGCUCGCUUGGCUAAACUGGGUCCCAUCGCGGAGCCCACCAACAUGCUGACGGAGGAGACGGAUGAAGACCUGCUGUUCGAGUGAAGCGCUCCAAAAGGCCUCACCCCAACCUCCUAUUUAUUCUGUGCCUCUCAGGCCAUGUCCAUGUCUCCUCAUGCAAGUGAUGGAUUUUUUUGUGUACUCGUCUGUGAUGAUUUGUUCUAUUGUUUCAGUGCGUGUUUCCAGAUAUGUCACUGUACAGAACCAAAGUGUCGUCACACUUGAAUGCUCACCCCCAAGGGAGUCAGUUCACUAUUAUGAAAUAAUCUAAUAAGAGUAUAAGUAUGUUUACACAUGGUUUGUGAGUGAAAUAAAAGAAGCAUUCCGUGUGACUGAUCAGCUUGUAGAUAUUCCUCCCAACAUUCAGAGCCAUUGCAUGCUGUAAAGCUUAGAGGGUGACUUUGGUGUUUUUCAACCUGGAUCCUAUUUUACCUUUUUUUUGUGUCUGAGUGAUUCAUAGAGACAGCUGUUUUUGAAAACUGGAAGUAUUGAGUGCGACGCGAAACAAGCUGCAAUGUAACGAUAACUGGACAAUAGCACACUGUCGAUUUACGUCCACUGAAAGUGCUUGUUUUUGCCACUGACAGGCUUGUCUGUCUUGUAUGGAAAGGAUCCCUACAGAGAUAGACCCAUUUUUAAAGAGGAAGUUACUUUUUGUUUAACCAGAAACAGCCCCAAAAUUGCUAUCCCCAAACCCACCAGACUCCAUUUAAACAAACAGCAAUUUUUAUCAUCACAAACUCAUAAAAGCCGUCUUGACUCGUCUUUCAACUGUUCCUACAAUCACAGGCUUGCUUGAAAUAAACCCUUAAUUCACCCAGUUACAUGUGAAGACAUGCCGACUCUACACGCUAAAAUUACUGUUUAUUUAAAUGGAGUCUAACUCUUAAUCAGUAAGAUCCACCUCUGUCAGGAUCCUUUUCAUAAUGUUAUCAGACAUUUAGAAUAUUAAUCCGAGCCUGUCAGAGGCAAAAACAAACACAUUCGUUGCUCACACCUUCCAAGUGUUUACACUGCAGCCUGUUUCACUGCUGCAGGCUGCAACGCUCUUUUUCAAUGCUGGACCAGUUUCGAAAAUUGUUCCCAUUUGUCACUUAGACACAAAACAUGGAAAAAAAGAGUCCAGGUUGAAAAACACCAAAGUUGCGAUUUAAGUUGGUUGUAGAUUUCAAAGAGUGUGAGUGUGUUGUGGAGGUUGUUGUUGUUACCUCAUCUGAAGAUGUUUACCAUUGCAACACAAAACCCUGAAGUGACCCCACUGUAAAACACGGUGUGCAAAUCAACAUAGCCCCACACGUCAUCCAAAUAAAGAUGUUAUCGAUAUCUAA